AUGGCUUCGUACGUUAAAAGUUCACGUUUUGAAAAUGCUUUGGCAAAUGUUUUCCAGCAAAGAAUACGUAUAUUUGCUGGUAUUAGACAUAACACAAAAGUGACGCAAUGUAAUAAUAUUAUGAAAUCCCUUAUAAGACAACGUUUUUAUGCUACCAACUCCUUGCCUUCACACGGGUCCGCUGAUAAGCCGACUUUGGAUGGUGAAAGUGAAAACGCGUCAUACUUAACAAAAUCUAAAAGCAAUGAUUCUUCUUCAUUCUUAACAAAAUCUAAAAAUGAUAACUUUUCAAGCUUUGCUCCUACAACUGACUGGUCAAAAUCAUUUUUUGGUUUAUCCACCAAAGCUUUUCCAAAAGAAGCCGCUGAUAUUUUAUUGGCUCCGAUCAAAGUAGAAGAUGUUGAGUGCAAGCCUGAUGGAAUGCUUUAUCUGCCCGAAAUUAAGUAUCGUCGCAUAUUGAAUAAGGCAUUCGGACCUGGAGGCUGGGGGUUGGCUCCCCGUGGGGAUAAUUCCGUUAGUCCAAGGACAAUUUCACGUGAAUUUGCACUUAUUUGCCACGGACGGCUUGUGUCGGUUGCUCGUGGUGAACAAGAAUAUUUUGAUCCUUCUGGAUUAGCCACCGCUGCGGAAGGAGCAAAAAGUAAUGCUUUAAUGAGAUGUUGUAAGGAUUUAGGCAUCGCAUCGGAACUUUGGGAUCCUACUUUCAUUCGUGAUUUUAAAAAACAAUAUUGUGAAGAAUAUUUCUGUGAACACGUUACAACUAAAAAGAAGAGAAGAAUUUGGGUAAAGAAGGGUAGUGAUGUCGAAUACCCUUAUAUAAAGUCAUCGGGUGGUGGAUAUUGA
This is a messenger RNA of Funneliformis geosporum, 843 nucleotides long. The record is from the annotation of a GenBank genome assembly. NCBI's taxonomy places the organism in Eukaryota, Fungi, Glomeromycota, Glomeromycetes, Glomerales, Glomeraceae.